AUGGCUGAAGAAGAACAAGAAUUUCAAUUGACCGAUGAUCAAAUUGCUGAAAUUCGAGAUGCAUUCAACAUGUACGACAAAGAACGAAAGGGCGAAAUUCCAACAUCGAUUCUUGGUACAGUCAUGAAAAACUUAGGACACAAUCUCAAACCUGAUCAAUUAGCUGAAUGUAUCGAAGCUGUCGAUGGUGAUGGAAGUGGUACCGUCGAUUUCGAUGAAUUUCUUGCUUUAAUGGCAAAGAAGACCAAGGAAGCUGAAGAUGAACGAGAAUUACGUGAAGUAUUUCGUGUCUUCGAUAAAAACAGCCGUGGUGUUAUCGAUGUUGCCGAUUUGAAAAUGAUCUUCAAGGCACUCGAUCCCGACAUGCCAGAUGAUGAAGUCGAACAAAUUAUCUCUGAAGUCGACGAAGAUGGUUCAGGCACUGUCGAUUACGAAGAAUUUUACAAAUUAAUGACAGGCUAA
Messenger RNA from Adineta ricciae, 462 nucleotides. NCBI's taxonomy places the organism in Eukaryota, Metazoa, Rotifera, Eurotatoria, Adinetida, Adinetidae. The record is from the annotation of a GenBank genome assembly.